GUUGUAUCUAGUUUGACGGGUUUUCCUGCGACAAUGCAUCUUACUCUAAUCUUCCGAGGCGUCACGGGCGGCGCCGCGUCGGCCACUUGCAUUGGAAGCAACCUGUUGCAGCACCGUCGUUGGCGUACAGGAGCACUAUGGCGUUGACGACUGAAGUCCCGGAAACUCGCCGUGUGGCCCAGCUGGAGCAGAACCAAGAGGAACCGCACGUCGACCUCACGACGCCGCCCGUGUCGGACAAGGAGGACGAGCCGCGCACGAGCAGCCCGGAACGAUUUGAGCUCGAGACGUUUACGCCGUUUUCGUCUAGUCAUCUGUGGAAGCUCAUGAGCUCGUUUUACGACCGGCAAGGCGUCGAGUCGUGGGCGCAGGGCAUCGUGCCGCACUUCAUCACGUCCAACACGUUCAUUGCGAAAAGAUACGUGCAAGUGUUUGUGGCGUACUUGCGCGACGCGUUGACUCAGCUGGAUCCGACGGAACCGCUCUACAUUGUCGAGCUGGGCACGGGCAGCGGCAAGUUUUCGUUUUACUUUUUGCAGUGGCUGCACGACAUGGAAGCCGUGUUGAACCUAUCGUUUCCACUCGGUCAAAUCCGCUACGUCAUGACCGACUUCACCGACUCGAACCUCAAGUUCUGGCAGACCCACCCCGCACUCGCGCCGUUUGUGCAGCGGGGCACGCUGGACUUUGCCAUCUUCGACGCCACACACGACUCGUCGCUGUACCUGAUCCAUGCAAAGCACUCGAUUGUGUCCGAGUCGCUCCAAAACCCGAUGUGUGUGAUUGCCAACUACUUGUUUGACACUCUGCACCACGAGCUGUUCCGAGUGGAGCACAGCGUGCUCAAGCAAGGGCUCAUCAGCGUCGGAUCGACUCGCCUCAACGAAACGGACCCGCUCGACCCCGACAUCAUCAAACGAUUGAGCAACUUGUAUCGCUACGAUGCAAUCGAUGCCGACUAUUACACGAAUCCGCACAUCAACGCCGUGUUGAAGUGGUAUUGCGACUACUACAACGACUCGCCCGCCACGUUUUUGGUCCCGAUUGGAGCGCUGCACGCGAUCGAGCGCCUCAAGCAGCUCAGUCGCAACGAAAUGUUGAUUCUGUCAGGAGACAAGGGCCACACGAACCCCGACCACUUUCGUGGAUUGCAAGACCCGCAUAUCGCGGUCCACGGCAGCUUCUCCGUCAUGGUGAAUUAUCACGCCGUGGGAAUUUACGUCGCCCAUCGUGGCGGAUUUGCCUUGCACAAUCCGCAGGAAGAAGCCAGCCUCAAGGUUUCGUUGUUUGUCGUGCCGCAAGACACGGCGCCGCCGCCGCCGCAGGAUGGAGUGGACGUCGAGGACCUGUCGAUCCAACGGAGUGCGGCAUACCCAAAUGUGGCUCAUGUGUAUGACGAUACGCUGGUGUCAUUUGGUCCAAAUGAUUUCUUCGUCAUGCAAAAAGCCAUGAAGGAAGAGGUCAAGGCGCCGAGUCUCAAGGGGGUGCUGGCGCUGAUGAAGCUCAGUUUCUACGACGCCGACUUGUUUUACAAAUUCCGCGACGUAUUCCUCGACCAAACGCCUGGAGCGACCGCCAAGGUCAAGGUCGACGUGAUGCUGUGCCUCCAGAACACGUGGCGCCACUACUUUCAACUGGACAAAGAAAAGGACAUUGCGUUCGAGAUUGGCCGCGUGUACUACGGCAUGCGCGAGUACGAAGAAGCGCUGCGGUUCUACACGCGCUCGCUGGAAGAAAUGGGCAAGCAUCACGUUACGUACCACAACAUGGGUCUCUGCUUCUACAGCACUCGUCGGCUCCCCGAAGCGUUGGAUUGCUUUCAAGCUGCGACCAAGCUCAACUCGUGCUAUCAGAAGGCCGCGACGUGGCUGCAGCGUGUUCAAAACGAAUUGAGUCCCGAACAAGUCGUCGCAGGGAACGAGAAGGAGGAGCACCCGCCUCUCGUGUCGAUGCAACAAAUCGACGUUGAAGUCCCCAACCCUGUUGAUCCGUUGUAGACAAGAGGAAAUCGCGGCACACGUCGUGCCCUUCUACGUUACAAAAUGUACACUACUAAAUGACCUACCCAACGCAUUUUGCCUGGCCAGAUGUCAAGUUCGCAGCACACACCUUGGCACUCGGGCUCAAGGUUGGGCAUCUCGAUCGUACGACGUGGUGCAGGGACGAAGCC
Messenger RNA from Aphanomyces invadans, 2170 nucleotides. RefSeq lists its product as hypothetical. Bases 138 to 1997 code for a protein of 619 amino acids. Gene Ontology annotation, molecular function: protein binding. The transcript is spliced from 8 exons. Lineage: Eukaryota; Oomycota; Saprolegniomycetes; Saprolegniales; Verrucalvaceae. The record is from RefSeq and is a predicted model, not a curated record.